AUGAAUUCGUCAAUAAUUGAUCAGCACUGUAAAAUAAUACAGGAACGAAAUGGCAUAUCUAUUGAAGAACUGAAACCAUUGCUUGAUGAUAUUGUACAAGAAUUGAAUAAAUUAAAAACGGAUGCUAAUAACAAAGUUAUAUUUAAUAAUAGUCUGCAAGAAAUUCUCAAUGUGUCAGAUAAUCUUGACAUAAAUCAUGAAUCAUUUUUCAUAUUUCGUGAUACACUAGUAACUUUGUUAAACAAAUGGGAUAAUUUAAGUGAACAAGAAACAAAACUAUGUCAGAAAAUUACUGUUUUAUUUUAUUCUAUUAUGAAUGGAGUCAAUGAAACAAAUGUUACAAAAUGUAAAGCUUUAUUCUGUAAUAAAACAUUUAUUGACCCAGUAAAAUCAUAUGUUGAUGCUGUAACUAAAAAUAUAAAACAUUCUGAAUUCAAUACACACCUAUCAAAUCUUAAUUACAUCGUACUUGGAUUGAAUGGCCUUCAGAUGAAACAAAAAGAACUACAAGAUGAUCCAGCAUUACUUACGCUAUUAGAUUCACUAGUAAAUUUGAUCUGUUCACACUGUUAUAUUGACACAUUUAAACAACUUGAAUUUGAAUCAUCACCACUUGGAAUAAAGCAAAGUUUUCUGUUACUAACAUGUCCAUAUUAUAUUAUUAAUUAUGAUGGGAAACGUGUACACGACAUUUCGGAAGUAAUAUCUAAUUUUUUGCUUCCUAGUUACUGUCUGGAUAUAUUACAAAGAUUUACACCCAUAAUAUCCACGUGGACAGAUGAAUUUAUUCAAUGCAUGUCAAAUUUUAUAUCUAUGUUACAAUAUAUUGUAUUUGGUGAUAGUAGAAAACUUUAUGGUCAUAUACACUUGAGAUUAAUUGAUUAUAUUUAUAUUAUCUUAAUUGAAUUUACAUUAGAAAAAAUUGAGAAAGAAGCACAUCUAAGUAACUUAAUAUUAUACACAAUCGUUUAUUUAUACAGUCUUACAUUUGAUCCAUCAUUAUUAACAUGCAUUAAACUACAACAAAAAUUUAUACAAAUAUUAUUAAAAUUAGUCGAAGUAAAUAAUCAUCGUAUUCAAGUGAAUGCUUAUCGCAUUAUAGCAACAAUUAUGAGUGAAGAUGACGUAAAACGAUUAGAAAAUCCUGGCAAAAUAACACAUGUAUUCAUUCAUUAUAUCGAAUUAUUUAUUGAUAACGUGUACAGGAGAACAGUAUUAGAAAAUACACUAUUAGGAUUAAAAAGUAGGUUACUGUUGUCAUUUUAUGAGUGUUCAGUGCCGCUAAGAAUCAGUCGACAGCAUUUUUAG
Didymodactylos carnosus is the source of this 1308-nucleotide messenger RNA. The record is from the annotation of a GenBank genome assembly. Lineage: Eukaryota; Metazoa; Rotifera; Eurotatoria; Philodinida; Philodinidae.